Aethina tumida (small hive beetle) is the source of this 1245-nucleotide messenger RNA. RefSeq lists its product as uncharacterized. The coding region runs from base 160 to 936 and encodes 258 amino acids. The transcript is spliced from 4 exons. The record is from RefSeq and is a predicted model, not a curated record. Lineage: Eukaryota; Metazoa; Arthropoda; Insecta; Coleoptera; Nitidulidae.
CAGUCGCACAUAGUCCAGAUCCUCUGAGAUAAUUCAAGUCCAUUCUUAAUCUUCAUAGGUUAUAGGUCCAAACCCCGAUUAAGAACGGAACUGUUGUAAUAACCACGAACAGGUACGAACCUGGCCGGAUACGGAAAUUCUAUAAGUCUCAAUAAAAAAAUGGGAAGGUGUUGUGCUGUUCAUGGUUGCCUCAGUGGCCGAAAGGCAAGUGGAAAUGUAGGGAAAGUGGGUUUAUUCAAAGUGCCGAAAGAUGAUGAAAUGCGUAAGAAAUGGAACUUUGCUGUUAAUCAAGAUUUAAAAACUACUAGUUACGUAUGCGAAUUACAUUUUAAUCCUGAAGAUGUGAUUAAAAGUAAUCAGGAGAUUUUAGCGGAUGGUAGUAUAUACGUGUAUGAAUAUGAGAAAGUUCAUCUACGAAAAAAAACUGUACCAAAGUGUAAUAGAGCUAAUAACGAUAAAGAAAAUAAUGAGAGCUUGCUAUCAGAUGAUGUUUCUCUAAAUACUUCUGAUAUAAUUAUCGAGGAUGUAGUUAGUGACUGUAGCUUACAUGCUAUUGAGACAAGUAUUGUUAAUGAACCCCUAAACGAAGUAAUUGGGCCUGAGACAACGAAUGAGCCUGAGACAAUCAAUGAGCCUGAGAAGUUUUCUUUUCAUUUCAUAAAGAAAACUCUGGAAGCUCAACCACUACGCAAAAAUUGGAGUUGGACAAUAAUUAAAAAUGCGAAUAUUUCUUUAUCAUAUAUAAAUUCGAAAUUGGAACUAGUUUGUCAUGCAAAAAUUGAUAUAAACUUAAAAGUUACAAUUACCAAUGCAAAAACAAAUAUUCCGAUUGAUAUGGGUGUGAAUAUUUGUUCAAUGGAUUGUGUUUCACAAUUAAUGAGCGGUUUGGAAAGAACCUUUUUUUGUAGUGGAUCUGGCUAUGAUGAGAAAAAGUAAAUAUAAACACAGACACAUUAAUUAAUCAAUAAUAAAUAAUACAAUCACUCUCUGAGUGAUAACAUUACGUUCGGACUCCUUAUAUCUAUACUUCGUGGUAUUAAUUAAUACUAGUAAACGAUUUAUAAAAUCAGUGUAGUAUUUAUUACGGAGUAAAUUGUCGUAACACACAACAAUCCCGACUUCUGUAAUCUAAUAGAAUUGGCAACACUGCGUUGAAUAUGGCAACAUGACCGCAUCCCGAAAUCGUGCCUAGUUAUGUUUCUUAUUUAUAACAUUGGGUUGGUACUACUUAGGUUUUCCAUGAAU